Molecule: messenger RNA, 7869 nt
Organism: Oncorhynchus keta (chum salmon)
Lineage: Eukaryota; Metazoa; Chordata; Actinopteri; Salmoniformes; Salmonidae
Gene: mtmr3
Product: myotubularin related protein 3
Exons: 22
Coding region: 308-4150 (1280 amino acids)
Biological process (GO): regulation of autophagy; dephosphorylation
Molecular function (GO): metal ion binding; phosphatidylinositol-3,5-bisphosphate 3-phosphatase activity; protein phosphatase binding
Source: RefSeq, a predicted model, not a curated record
GCAGAAUAUUGGAUUGAGGCAGACACUCUGAGGUUGAAGAAUCGCGGCGAUGGCGACUUGGCUCUUCUACCGGACGGAUUGAAAGUGGCCUCGGAUAUGACUUGUAGGUAUUUCUUAAAGUGUAGUUUAUUGCAAACCCGGUGCACGGAUCUUCAAUUGAAUGAUUUGGCAUUUCCAUUCUCAUUGCUUUAUACAUGAAUUCAAUGUCUUCACUCUAAGUCACAUUUUCACAACGGGAUCAUCAGGAUAGCACCUCAUCUGUUGCUAGUUCUCUUUGACUGAGAUUUUGGGGUCAAGUGAGGAAGGCAUGUGUUCCUUGUCCAGUGACCCACACUCCUUCACAGGGGCUAUGGAGGAGGAGGGGCAGGAGAGCAUGGAAUGUAUCCAGGCCAAUCAGAUCUUCCCCAGGAAGCCCCCAGUCCUGGAGGAGGAGAGCCUGCAGGUGCCCUUUCCCGAGCUGCAUGGCGAGUUCACAGAGUACGUGGGUAGAGCGGAGGAUGCCAUCAUCGCCAUGUCCAGAUACCGCCUCCACAUCAAAUUCAAAGAGUCCAUCGUCAACAGUGAGAGUUGUGAGGUGUCAGUCCCUCUGCAGCUCAUAGAGACUGUGGAGUGUCGUGACAUGUUCCAGCUCCAUGUCACCUGCAAGGACUGUAAGGUCAUCAGGUGUCAGUUCUCUACAUUGGAGCAGUGUCAGGUGUGGCUGAAGCGGCUGAGUGCUGCGGUCCGGCCCCCGUCUCUCCUGGAGGACCUCUUCUCCUUCGCCUUCCAUGCCUGGUGUGUGGGCGUUUACGCUGGGGAGAAGGAGCAGCAGGGGGAGCUGUGCAGGCCAGGAGAGCAUGUGACCUCCUGGUUCAAGAACGAGGUGGAGAGGAUGGGCUUUGACACUCAAAACGCCUGGAGGAUAUCUGACAUCAACAGCAAGUUCAGGCUAUGCUCUAGCUAUCCGCAGCAGCUCCUGGUGCCAGCCUGGAUCACAGACAAGGAGCUGGAGAAUGUGGCAGCCUUCCGCUCCUGGAAGAGAUUCCCGGCUGUGGUGUUCAGGCACCAGAGCACGGGGGCUGUGAUCGCCCGCUGCGGCCAGCCGGAGGUCAGCUGGUGGGGCUGGAGGAAUGCAGACGACGAGCACCUGGUCCAGUCCAUCGCUAAGGCCUGUGCUGUAGAUGGCAGCUCCCGUAAACACCUGGCCAUCGGAUCCUACACCAACGGAACCAAUGAAAUCAACGGCACCAAUGACCUCGUCGACACAGACUUCGAAUCGUCCCUGACGAACAGCUCGGAGGUGGAGACACUGGCCAUCCAGCCACAAAAGCUGUUGAUCCUGGAUGCCAGGUCCUAUGCAGCGGCUGUGGCCAACAGAGCCAAGGGAGGGGGCUGUGAAUGCCCAGAGUACUACCCCAACUGUGAGGUGGUGUUCAUGGGCAUGGCCAACAUCCACUCCAUCCGCAAGAGUUUCCAGUCCCUGCGUUUCCUCUGCACCCAGAUGCCCGACCCGGCCAACUGGCUGUCUGCUCUGGAGAGCACCAAGUGGCUGCAGCACCUGUCUCUGCUGCUGAAGGCGGCCCUGCUAGUGGUGAACGCUGUGGACCGCGACCACAGGCCCGUUUUGGUGCACUGCUCUGACGGAUGGGACCGCACGCCCCAGAUCGCCGCCCUGUCCAAGCUGCUGCUGGACCCAUACUACCGCACCAUUGAGGGUUUCCAGGUGCUGGUGGAGACUGAGUGGCUGGACUUUGGUCAUAAGUUUGCUGACCGCUGUGGCCACGGGGAGAAUUCGGAGGAUCUGAACGAGCGCUGCCCGGUGUUCCUGCAGUGGCUGGACUGUGUGCACCAGCUGCAAAGACAGUUCCCAUGCUCCUUUGAGUUCAAUGAGGCUUUUCUGGUGAAAAUGGUGCAGCACUCCUACUCCUGUCUGUUUGGCACCUUCCUGUGCAACAGUGGGAAGGAGAGAGAGGACAGGCGCGUUCGGGAGAGGACUUGCUCCGUGUGGUCACUGCUGCGACCAGCCAACCGCGUCUUGAGGAACAUGCUCUACUCCUCCCACUCCGAGACUGUGCUCCACCCUGUGUGUCACGUGCGUAACCUGUUGCUCUGGACGGCAGUCUACCUGCCCAGCUCCUCCCCCACCACCCCCUCUGAUGAGUCGUGUGCACCGUAUCCUGUGGUGUCAGGUGCCAACACAGAAGACACACCCCUGGGCAGACGUCCGAAGACCCGUUCCUUCGAUAACUUGCCCAGCGCCUGUGAGCUGGGGAGCUCGCUGGCCCCAAACCGGCGCUCCAGUGACCCGAGCCUGAAUGAGAAGUGGCAGGACCACCGGCGCUCUCUGGAGCUCAACAUUGCUGUGGGGCCCGACACAGGGGGAGCUCAGGAACAGGAUGGGCGGGCUAACGGCCAGCCUAUAGCAGCAGGGCCUCAGGCAGGCAUGGACGACUCUGAGCUGGAGGACAGCCCUGAAGGCCAGCAGACUGAGCUGAGAGACGGAGCCUCCAAGGGGUCAGUAGCAGCAGGAGAAGAGCUGUCAAUUGAGCUAGCUGUGGCAGAGGGACAGAUGGAGAACAUUCUCCAGGAGGCAACGAAGGAGGAAGCUGGUGCUGAGGCUCAGCGAGAGGUUAACGCUACUGCUGCCGUGGCUCAAUCUCCGAUCGAUGCUAAUGGAACAGAGACUGAGAAAGAGGUCAAGGAAAGUGAUGCUGAGACUGAUAAACAAGCUAACGCCAAUGGGGCUGAGACUACUAUAACUAAUGGUCAUCACCCAGGGAAUGGCACAGAUGAGCCUGAAGAGUCUGGUGUGUCUCCAGCCAGUCCCCCCCUACCCACCGAUGUGUCCACAGAUUUUCCAGAGGAGCAGGAGGCCCUAGAGAGGCGGGAGUCAGAGGAGCUGGUGGAGCAGGUUCUGGAGAACUGUACUGCCCAGGAGGAGCCAGAACACAACCCUACCCCCAGCACAGCCCAGCCAGCCCCCGCUGCCCCUAGAACUUUUACCAAUGGCUUUGGAGAGAGGACACCAGAGGAGCCAGAGACAGCUGUGUAUCUCCUCCCACUAGAGCCUGAGUCCAGCAGACACCACUCAGAGGCCCUGGUGCAGGCAGACCAGAGGUCUUCCCUCAUGGAGAGUUCCACAGAGACUCUGACUGAAGAGACCUGCAGCAGGCCAGAGGCCCCAGUGCAGGCACCCAUCUGCCCAGGCCCCCAGCCCCGCACUGAAGGCAGGAGCCAACUUUCCUGUCUCAGGAGAGUGAACGGGGAGGCAGAGCCAGAGCAGGGGGCAUCCAGGACUUUAAAUGGAGGACUCAAGCGGCCCUCUGUCAGUGCCUUCCAGUCUUUGAGUGCUGAGCCCAGCAGGGAGAGUCUAUGUAAUGGCGAGAGCUCAGAGGGGGAGCCCUGCGGUGGCCCUCACUGGGCCAAGGUGAAUGGGGAGCGGGCCCAACUGAGCCGCCAGGUCUCCCUGGCCUCCUGCAGCUCCCUGACCCUCCAUCGCCGGGGCAGCUGCUCCCAGCACCGCUGCCUCCACACCUUACUGGGGCGCCGCGCCGCCACGCCCAGCCCCGAACAGCCGACCCGCAGUCACCUGGACGACGACGGGCUGACGCUGCACAUGGACACCAUCCAGCAGCGGCUGAGGCAGAUUGAAGCAGGCCACCAGAUGGAGGUGGAUAUGCUGAAGAAGCAGGUGCAGGAGCUGUGGAGCCGCCUGGAGAGUCAUCACCACGCAGCGUCCCUCAGGAUCAACGGAGACAUCGGAGACGAAGUGACCUCAAUGACAGACUCGGAGUGUAACCUGGACGCUAACUGCCUGUCGCGCUGCAGCACGGAGCUCUUCUCCGAGGCUAGCUGGGAGCAGGUGGAUAAGAAUGACACGGAGGUGACCCGCUGGUACCCGGACCACUUGGCAGCUCAGUGCUACGGGUGUGAGAGUAGGUUCUGGCUCGCCACCAGGAAGCAUCACUGCAGUGACAGGGAGCAUGUCCAAGAGGCCUGGAACUGUGGGAAUGUGUUCUGUGCCAGCUGCUGCGACCAGAAGAUCCCUGUGCCAAGCCAGCAGCUGUUUGAGCCCACUCGUGUGUGUAAGACCUGCUAUGGCAGCCUCCAGAUCAAUACAACUCCCAACCCCAUGGAGCUGGAGGAACCAAUCAGAGCCAGCUCCAACUGAGGACCUGGGAGGGGCGGGGUCUGCCAGCCAGCCAGCCACUGACACAGCCAGGCACACAGCUGAGAAGCCCAAGGAGCUGCAGAAUGUCCCGUGUGUGUGUGUUGCAAAAUAUGGAUUUUCAUGUAUAUAGGCCUGCAAUGCCGGAUGUAGUGGAGAAGGUGAAUUAGGUAUUUUUUGUGAGAUGCUAAGCACUUUGAAUGGUGGUUAUGCACAGGAAUGAGUAAAUGGGCAGACAUAUGGAGGGAGGGGGUGUGUGUGACAACAGACAGGACUGCUGGUAGUGUUGGUGGAGGCACUGCGAUGGAGUGAGGAUAGCCUGCCUGGUCCCACUGGCCAGGGGGGGGGCACAAGAGUGUCAUCUCUGAAUGAUGCUGCAAAGUCUGAUGGCUUGUGUUCAUCUGAAACAUUUUAAAAAAUGUAUUUUUUACCCCCACUCACAUUCUUCUUCUGAUGAGAAGUACCAUCAUCCAUCCUCUAGUAAAAACUCCAGUGCUUCAGGAACCUCUUCCGGUGUCCAGAAUAGUGCUGGACUGUGAUGGCAAGACCUUUCAACGACAUCUGGGGAACACCUGGAUGAACUUGGGCAGAAUUCUAACUUGAGUUAUGUGUCUGAGGUUGGGACUCUACCCUAAGCAGGGAGAGGAUUUGUGAGCCACUGAUAUCUAACAAGUGUUAGUUUGAAUGGCAUCAAGGUAUGAAUCCUCACCUAGCUGGUUUCACUUUGCCCUCUCUUGGUGUGAAUAGGUGCCAUAAACCGAUAACAGACCGUGUGGAUCAGGGGUCAGCAAGCCUGUUCCUGGAGUGACGCAAAUAUGGCAGGAUUUUGUUCCAACUAGGCACCACGCCUGACCAACUGAGCUAAUUGAUCAGUUCAAUGGUUGACUAAAUUAAACACACCUGGUCUUCCGGGUCGGUUAAAUCAAACAUGAAGUGCCUGCGGCCCUCCAGGACCAGGGUUACCUACUCCUGGUGUUGAUAAUGUUGACAGCUGGUAUUAUGACAGACAGCAAUUCAGCACUGGCUCUCUCUUACACACGGAGUCCCUGACUGGAAAGAGCAUCUGAUCGGAAUGACAGCACGGUGGCGUUGUCACUUGAUAUCAAAUACAUAAUACGCUCAUGUCUGCCAGGGAGAGGCUGUGGAAAUUAACUCGUUAACUUUGCCUUCAUGCCCUUCACUUAAAAUUAGGAUGACCCCCCUCCUAAUUUACCCAGCAGGCACUGGGACCAUGGUGGUGCUGAAGUGGACAUGACAUCAUGUUCCAUCCAUCACAAUCACGGUUUAAUAGGAAGUGAUGUAAUGGUUGUCACUAAGGGAUGUGCUUCUGUCAUGUUUCUGCAUCAGUUUCCUCCUGUAAUGGCAGGAACUCAUUUAACAAUAUGUCCUUGUUAGCAGGAGGGGUGAACUAAUUACCCAACACUGACUGCUUAGUUACUCUUUUGCUAUUUGUUGAACAUUAAUUUUUAUUGUAGGGUGUUCAUUAGAGCCAUAAAUGCAUCACAACGUGUCCCUUUGAACAUCCUCAUAGCCACCCUUGCAUCAUGUCCUAUAUAAACCAAGGAAGUGCUGGAUAGUACAAGGUGAUGAAAUGUAUAGUACAGCGUCUGUGUGGAACUUCCAGUGACACUAGAGGGCACACUUCUCCUGGCUGGUUAGUGCAGUCUUCACCAGCUGAAAUGAGAUGAGUAGCUUCAUUUAUCUCCUCAGACACACCUUACCCUGCCCAAGGGCCAUUCAAUGACCUCCUCGCAGAUACAUUUUUGUAAAAUAAAUGAAUAAAUAAUAAAUGAAAUAAUAUAUUCACAUAAGUAUAUACCAUUAAAGAAACUGUAUAGAAUCCUUGAGUAGUGGUUCACUAAAUUAGUCAGCAAGUGUUUUUGUUUUUUUUGUUUUUUUUCCAUGUGGGUUUUUUUUGGUAAUUUUUCUUUUUGUUGUUGAUUGCAGAAAAAACGAAGAUGGAUUUUUUUUUUUCAGAGGACAUGGUGUUCCUUUUUUUGAUGCUGCCAUGGUGUUACCUUUUUAAUGCUAUCACUACCUUUUUUUUUUCAUUAUUUAUUGACUUUUUAUUUUAUUUUAAUUUUUGUCUCAAAUUUAGACAAUUGGAUUGCCACAGGAUAAUCAGCGUUUAUCAGUAGUGGAUCUGAAGGGCCAUGAGAAGAUGACCCAAAUCAAUAAGAGAUGGCCUAUACUCUGACACACUGGUGGUCCAAAACAAGCAACCCUUGCUAUACCCCCACUCAUAAUACAUAUACACACUACCUCUACCAUACACAGAUCCAGACAGAAAGUCCACACGUACAUGGACACAGAGAUCGUCUCCCUGCCCUCGCAGUAGUUCAGAUUUGCUUUUCAGGUGUUCAGUCAAGAAUAACCUUUUUGUUAUUGAUUUAGUGUUUUACAAGCUAUCAGUUGGAACAUUAAAAGUACAAAAUACCCUAGACUAGAUCCUGCUCAAGACUGCCAAUCAUUAAUACUGACACCUGUUGUACUAGCAAGGACACCUAAUUGAGUUGCAGGAUUUCAGCAAAUUUGGUUAUAAUUCGCACAUCUCUAUCAGAUCAGCCAGCCUAUGUGCAAAAGGGCCACUGUAUAGUUUGGACAGCCAUUUUGUGAACUAUUUGAGGGACAACUCGGGACUGUUGAUUUCUUUCAAUGCCCUUUUGAAUCGCUUUUAGCAUAUGUGUUUCAAUGGGCUGAGCGGAGUAGUCCAUAGCUUCAGAUCUCGAUGCCAUGCAGGUCUUUUUGGUUAUCAUUUCCCAAACUGAGGUUUGACAUUGAGGGCUACAUGAGGUCCAAAGUAAUGUCUGGCCACUAAUUUACUUCUGGCUUCCAACUGUGUCCCUGCCGCCCUCUGCCAUGUCGAGGACGAAGCUAGUGGGUAUAGGGCCGUUUCACCAUCACAUGCAUGAUGGGCACCAAACUUGUCAAUCCAACAAUCCAUGAAUGUGAAUGGUAAAAAUAUUUAAGUGACAAUGUUUUUGCGCAGCAUUUACGUUUAUCAGAGUAUACACUGCCACAGAAAUACAUUGAAUAAUAAAGCUGAAAAUGAAAGUCUGCUGUUCUCGUCAGUAUUAUGUUACCCACAGAGGGACUCAUGAGGAAUGAGCCUGUUUUUCUUUCGGUGCUGUUGUGGGGCAUGGCUGGAUGUGAUGGCAAUAUGUGGUAGAGGUUGUAUUUUCCGCAUUGUCUGUCUGGAGGAUCUCUUGCUACUCUUUGACCAGUUGGAGUUUUUAGGGAUCUUUGGUCUUUUGCUUAUUACUGUUCGCUGUCCAUCAAGUAGUUCCUUGUACGACGCAUCGCUUCAAUGACCCGGUAAACAGGUGUAAAUGCAAGUGUGUUUGGGAAGGUGUACGAGAUUGUGUCUCUCUGUCGGAGGGAGACUGGUGCCAAGCAGUUUUAACACAGUUCUGAAACAAAGGGAUCACGUAUGUGCUUUUCGUUUCCACCUUUUCCCUUCUCUUUAACAAACACUUUCAACCUUCUCAUGUUCUGUCCAAGAAGAAUUUUAUAGCUGUUUCCUGGAACAGGACAUAGCUGUUUAUUAUCUAUUUUGUUUUGUUGAAUUUGCUUUAAAGAGAAUUACAUUGAUGUAGAAUUUAAAGUAAAAUAAAAUGGGCUAUUUCCAUCUAUCAUUUGCUAGCCGGAAUCAUUUCUCAUGCAAAAGUUAAUGAUAUGUAAACUGUAUGGUAUAAAAUAAUUAAAAAUGCAUCUUGACACAU